Molecule: messenger RNA, 3254 nt
Organism: Clupea harengus (Atlantic herring)
Lineage: Eukaryota; Metazoa; Chordata; Actinopteri; Clupeiformes; Clupeidae
Gene: ek1
Product: eph-like kinase 1
Biological process (GO): ephrin receptor signaling pathway; axon guidance; protein phosphorylation
Cellular component (GO): dendrite; plasma membrane
Molecular function (GO): transmembrane-ephrin receptor activity; protein binding; ATP binding
Source: RefSeq, a predicted model, not a curated record
ACACGCACACGCACACUCACACGUUCGGCCACUCCUGCUGUGAUUGACAGCGCAACGGACUAGUGAUGGAUUCUCCUUCACCACGUUCUCUCGCUCCGCGCGCCAGUGGCUCUGUUCUCACCAGUUCGCUCGCGCUGCUGAAGGCUUGGUAACGCAAGUUUGCGCUCAGGGAUGCGGGCGCGAGGAGACGCCUGAUCAUGGCUUUGUAUUGGAUAUAUCCGUCCAUUUUUAUCCUCUAUGCUUUCAGACCGUGUCAAGGAUUGAGGAAUUACCCAGACAAUGAAGUUACACUGCUGGAUUCUGUGUCGGCGUUGGGGGAUCUGGGCUGGGAGGCCUACCCAGCAGAAGGGUGGGAGGAGAUCAGUGUGAUGGACGAGAGGAACACGCCCAUGCGCACCUACCAGGUGUGCAACGUGAUGGAGGCCAGCCAGAACAACUGGCUGCGGACGGGCCUGAUCCCACGCCACGGCGCCCAGCGCAUCUACGUGGAGAUCAAGUUCACGCUGCGCGACUGCAACAGCCUGCCGGGCGUGCCGGGCACCUGCAAGGAGACCUUCAACGUCUACUACCACGAGUCCAACUCGGACACGCCGCCCCCGCUGCGGCACCUGCGGGAGAGCCAGUACAUUAAGAUCGACACGAUCGCGGCGGACGAGAGCUUCACGCAGACGGACGUUGGCGACCGCGUCAUGAAGCUCAACACAGAAGUGCGCGACAUCGGCGGCCUGACCAAGCGUGGCGUUUACCUGGCCUUCCAGGACCUGGGCGCGUGCAUUGCGCUUGUGUCCGUGCGCGUCUUCUACAAGCGCUGCCCGCUCGCUGUGCUCAAUCUGGCGCGCUUCGCAGACACCGUCACUGGCGGCGACUCUGCGCUGGUGGAGGUGCGCGGCACGUGCCUGGAGGACGCCGAGGAGCUGGAGCCAACACGGAUGUUCUGUAGUGCCGACGGCGGGUGGCUGGUGCCCAUCGGGCGGUGCGUGUGCCGGCCGGGAUUCGAGGAGGUGGACGGCCGCUGCCAGCCCUGCCGCUCUGGCUUCUACAAGGCCUCGGCCAUGGAUGCGUACUGCGUGAAGUGCCCGCCGCACAGCUACUCUCACCAGGACAAGGCCUCCGAGUGUGUGUGUGAGAGGGGCUUCUACCGCGCUGAGACUGACCCCCGCUCCAUGGCCUGCACGCGACCCCCGUCGGCCCCGGGCACGCCCAUCUCCACAUCCAACGAGACAGCCGUCACCCUGGAGUGGAGCCCGCCCCGCGACAGCGGCGGCCGCGGCGACGUGACGUACAGCGUUCACUGCCGCAAGUGCUCGAGCGAGUCGGGCGUGGAGCGCUGCACGCCGUGCGGGGGGAGCGCCCACUUCAGCCCCCGGCAGUUCGGCCUGCCGCUGCCGCGCGUGCUCGUGACGGAGCUGCUGACGCGCACCACCUACAGCUUCAGCGUGGAGGCGCUCAACGGCGUCUCCCACCUCAGCCCCAGCCCACGCACCCUCACCACCGUCAACGUCACCACCAGCCAGGCUGUGAGUGUGGUUUUGAAGGAAAGAAGGAGCAAGGACAGCAUCACACUGGCGUGGCAUGGCCCAGACUCCUCGGAGGGGAACGUGCUAGAAUACGAGGUCACCUACUACGAAAAGAACCAACAAGACCAGAACUACACGGUCCUGAAAACCAAGGCCAACGUGAUGACAGUGGACGGCCUCAAGCCGGGGACGACCUACGUGUUCCGAGUCCGGGCCCGCACAGAGGGUGGCCAUGGCAACUACGGCGGCGAGAUCGAGCUGGAGACGAGCCACGAGGACAUGCUGGCCGUUGGAGACCCCAACCAGUUUACCAUCCUGCUUGCGUCCGUCGCGGGGGGCAUCGUGCUGCUGGUCCUGCUUGUUGCCUGCUUCGUCGUGAGCGGAAGGCACUGUGGUUACAUAAAGGCCAAGCAAGACCCAGAGGAGGAGAAGAUGCAGUUCCAGCAUGGCCGAGUCAGCCUGCCAGGUAGCCGGACCUACAUCCACCCACACACAUACGAGGACCCCAACCAGGCCGUCCGAGAUUUUGCCCAGGAGAUCGAUGUGUCCAACAUCCGCAUUGAGAGGGUGAUUGGAGCAGGAGAGUUUGGGGAGGUGUGCAGUGGGCGCCUCCGUCUGCCCAGUAAGAGGGAGAUCCACGUGGCCAUUAAGAGUCUGAAGGCAGGCUACACGGAGCAGCAGAGGCGCGACUUCCUCAGCGAGGCCAGCAUCAUGGGCCAGUUUGAACACCCCAACAUCAUACGCCUGGAAGGAGUGGUCACCAGAUGUAAGCCAGUAAUGAUCAUAACAGAGUACAUGGAGAACGGCUCAUUGGAUACCUUUCUGAAGAAGCACGACGGCCAGUUCACCGUCCUGCAGCUCUUGGGCAUGCUGAGGGGCAUCUCCGCGGGCAUGCAGUACCUGUCCGAGAUGAACUACGUGCACCGCGACCUCGCCGCCCGCAACAUCCUGGUCAACAGCAACCUGGUGUCCAAGGUGUCUGACUUUGGGCUGUCACGGGUCCUGGAGGACGAUCCGGACGCCGCCUACACGACUCGGGGGGGUAAGAUCCCCAUCCGCUGGACGGCACCUGAGGCCAUUGCCUACAGGAAGUUUACCUCAGCCAGCGACAUAUGGAGCUACGGCAUCGUCAUGUGGGAAGUCAUCUCUUAUGGAGAGCGACCAUACUGGGAGAUGUCCAACCAAGAUGUGAUCAAGGCCAUAGACGAGGGCUACCGGCUGCCGGCGCCCAUGGACUGCCCUGUGGUGAUGCACCAGCUGAUGCUGGACUGCUGGGAGAAGAACCGCAGUGACCGGCCCAAGUUCGGCCAGAUCAUGGCCACCCUGGACCGCCUGAUCCGCAGCCCCAGCUGCCUGAAGCCACUGGCCAACAGCUCUUGGGAGGAGCCUCCGUCCCCAGAGGCGGGCGUCAGCACGGUGGAGGACUGGCUGGAGUCCAUUAAGAUGAGCCAGUACAAGGAGCAGUUCAGCGGCGCCGGCUACGUCACCCUGGACUCAGUGCUGUACGUCAGCGCCAGCGAUUUGGGGAAGUUGGGUGUGUCACUGGCCGGCCACCAGAAGAAGAUCCUCACCAGUAUCCAGAGCCUCCAGGACCAGCAGCACCAGCAGCAGCAAACCCACGUCCAAGUAUAACACUCCGCCCUGCUCCAUCGGUGUCCCUUCAGCCCCUUCCAGAGACUCAGAGAGAAAGACAGAUGGGGGGGCCGCUGGCACUCCUGCCCCCCCCCCCCCCCCCCC